Molecule: messenger RNA, 630 nt
Organism: Tetrahymena thermophila SB210
Lineage: Eukaryota; Ciliophora; Oligohymenophorea; Hymenostomatida; Tetrahymenidae
Product: transmembrane protein, putative
Exons: 2
Source: RefSeq, a predicted model, not a curated record
AUGUCAUGUGAUUAAAUUUAGGUGGUAUUUUUUUAGAAAAAUUUUUCUACUUGUUCUGAUUAUAUACAAUUAUUUAAAAAUUCAUUAAUAUCACAGAAAUAAUACUUGAAAUAUUUAACAUCCCAUAGACAAUAAAUUAAUAUAAUAUAAUUAUUGAUAAGUCAAAAGGGAUAUCAGAAUUAUAGCACCUUAUUUCUAUUUAAAAAAUUGUAAACUUUAUAUUUGGAAUAAUUAAUAUAUUCGUAAAUUCAACAUGGUAUUUAUUUCCGCUUUUGGAUGCAAUUUUAUACAAAAAUAAUCUCAAGAAGAAGACAAGUCAUAUUAAAUAUGUAGUUAUGCGAUGUAUCGAUUAUUAAUCAGAUGGAAUAUUUUUGGAGAUAGGAAGCAGAUUCAGGUAUACUUAAAUCCAAAGGAUUCAUUUUUUAUUGGUAUGUUUUAUUUUUCAAUUUUAUUGGUAAAAAAAUAGUUAUUUAAAAUGUAUUCUAUGCUUUGUUUGUGUUAAAAGUAUAACAGAUUCAAUUUAAAAUAGUACGUUUUAAAAAUUUUUAUUUUGAAUACUUCAUUAAGCUAUAUACUUUUAUUAUUUAAGUUAAAUGGUUAAUUAUCUUUAUUAGUUAGUUGCUAGAAUGA